Setaria italica (foxtail millet) is the source of this 884-nucleotide messenger RNA. RefSeq lists its product as uncharacterized. Lineage: Eukaryota; Viridiplantae; Streptophyta; Magnoliopsida; Poales; Poaceae. The transcript has 2 exons. The record is from RefSeq and is a predicted model, not a curated record. The coding region runs from base 74 to 568 and encodes 164 amino acids.
UGCCCCACUCUGCUGUGCUCCCAAGGAGAAAGGAACGCACAACAGUAAAGGAGAGCCAAAUCUUCCCUGAGCAAUGGCGGAGGUGGCGACCAACGGCUCGGAGGUGCUCGCCGCCCCGGCGGCCGUGCCGGCGCCGGCGGUGUUCUCCGGGCUGAAGGUGCAGGUGACGGUUCCGGCAGGGCGCGCCGAGGAGGCGGUGGCCUUCUACAAGGCCGCUUUCGCCGCGGAGGAGGUGUCCCGCUCCACCCACCCGAAGCGCAAGGGUGACGGGGAGGCGGCGGCCCUGCUCUGCGCCGAGCUGAAGGUCGGCGCGGCGACCCUGCUCGUCUGUGACCAGGCCGGCGACGACGUCCCCGCCGUGGGCAAGGAAGGCGCCGCGGCUAGUGGGCUGGUUCUGCGCCUGGAGACCGACGACGUGAACGCUGCCGCGGCGCAGGCGGCGACCGCCGGUGCGGCGCUGCAGGGGGAGGUAACCGAGGACGGCUGCGGGCUGGGCGCCACCCUCGUCGACCCCUUCGGCGUCACCUGGGCCUUCGCCUCCUCCACCUCCGCCAAGAAGUGUGGCUAGAAGCCCCCCGACCGCCGUGGUCGUCGCCGCCCGACGGAUGCGCUCCUCAAGGCCUUCGUCGGCGGUGGUGGAUGGUGGUGAUGGUCGUCGCUUAACUCGUUGUCAGGGACGAGAAUAAUCUAUGGGGACUGAUGGCAUCGUAGUAGUGUUGUUGCUUUUGUUAGUCAGUGUAGUAGUAUUCGCUGAAAUGCUCUGAUGGUCGUUAAAUUUCAGCAUGUUUAAGUAAUUGGUCCUGGUCUGGAUAUUGGUGUGAACUCGGAACAUUGAUGGAUUAAUGGUGUUAUGUAGGUAAUGGGCAGUUUAUCCUUGUUUCUGA